Molecule: messenger RNA, 6508 nt
Organism: Erinaceus europaeus (western European hedgehog)
Lineage: Eukaryota; Metazoa; Chordata; Mammalia; Eulipotyphla; Erinaceidae
Gene: CEP68
Product: centrosomal protein 68
Exons: 7
Coding region: 183-2453 (756 amino acids)
Source: RefSeq, a predicted model, not a curated record
GCCUCGCCCCCAACGCUUGGGCAGGAACAGGGCCAGCGGGCACGGCGUGGGACCCCAACCUCGGGGCCGCCACAUGGGGUUGCUGGGACGGCGAGCGCCACCGCAAGCUCGGUCGACUUGUUCAGGCGUUCGCGGCGCGGGAGCUGAAGACUUCAGGGGAGCCCUGACCUAGGGGCAUCUCAAUGGCCCAAGGAAAAGAAAAGGCAGAGGUGGAAGCGUCUGCAGAGGCAAAGGCCCCCUCCUGUGGGGGAUGGAGCUGCAAGGAGCAGGAGGUGGACACCCCCGGGCCUGUGAGUGGGGGGCAGCUACCCCGUCUGGAAGCUGAGGGAGGACCUGCCUCCCCUGUGUGGGGAGCAGAGGGGCGCCCUGACCCUGCUUGCAACAGUGGAGCUGACACUGGCGACUCCUCUGGAACCUACCAAGCUCAGACUCACACCAGUCCCAGAGAGCCUGUAGCUGGUGGGCCUAAGCCCAUCCUUAGUUGCCCGCUUCUGCCUGCUGGCUUGGGAACUGGAGACCUGUCACAGUCAAGGGGAAGACAGAUUGAGGAACCAAGACUUUCUGCCUCAGAGGAGCUACCACAGACUCUUACUGUUCCCAGAACAAUAGCUCUUUGCUCAGGACAUGAUGCUGAUCCCGAAGACAGCCCAGUCCGUGUUGAGUCACCAGGAGUGCUGGACCUCAGCCAGGAGCCUCACAACUCAAGUUUCCCCUUCUCCUCAAGGUGGAGCCUGGGUGCCACUGCGCCUCAGUUUUCCAGCUGCAGCUUUUCUGCGUCAUCCCUGGGUAGCAGUCUCCAGCAUCACCAGAAGCAGGCAGAGCCUCAAGGUUGCUCACUUGCCAGGGUCUCCUCUUCCUUGGAACUGACUGUUCCCCAGUCACCCCCCUCCACAGUAGGACCAGGGUCUCAAUACCAUUGUUCACCACAGUCUGUGUUGUCCAGGGGUGACGCUCCUGGACUGGGCAGGAGGCACCUCUCAAUCCAGGCAGAGUACUGGGCCUGUGUGCUACCAGAUUCUCUGCCCCCUUCCCCUGACCGCCACUCCCCUCUCUGGAAUCCCAACAAAGAGUACGAAGACCUGCUAGACUACACUUACCCUCUGAGGCCCAGGCCUCAUCUCCCAAAGCAUCUUAAGAGCCACAUGCUGGCAGACCCUGUUCUGCAAGACUCUGGUAUAGAUCUAGACAGCUUCUCUGCCUCCCCAACAAGCACCCUAAAGUCACCCACUAAUGUCUCACAUGGUUGCCCACCAGCAGAGGCUACUAGCCUGCCAUUCUCUGGGGUGACAGAGCUAGGUCUUAAGUGGAGGCCAUUUAGGGUACCCCCGAAGCAGAGUACUGUGGAGUUAGCAUCUUGUAGCCAGCUUACAUCUACCCCCAGAACCUCAGGUAGUAAGGACACUUCUGGCUCCCAAGAGCCAUCCCUGAGGGGCAUGAAGGACUGGCUGCCCAUGGGCAAACAAGCCAAGGCGAGCCCCUCUCGGGUGAGAACAUGUAACAGAGGGUGGCCUUCAUCCAGGCCAGGAGGAGAAAAAGGGGCCAGCCAGAAUAUCCAACAUCCUGCUUGCAGAAAUUCUGAAUGGAAGUCAGAAGAGGAGGUGGAAAGCGAUGAUGAGUAUCUUACCCUGCCCACUCGACUGACACAGGUGUCUAGUUUGGUUUCAUACUUGGGUUCCCUGCCCACUGCGUCUGCUGAAGGGCACAGCUCCUUGGAUAUGUCGGACAGCGAUGGGCCAGCUUCACUCCCAUCAGACUCGAGCCAAAGCCAGCUUCCACCUGGGGCUUCCUUCAGAGGACCCAAGGACGCUGUGGGCCAGAACCCUCGCUUCCUGAGCCCUUUCAUACGUGCAGAGGAUUCUGCAGAGAAAGGGAAUCUAGUGACAAGCCAGGUCCUGGGGGUCUCCUGUGGACUGCUGAGAACACAAUCCUCCUUGCCAGCUCUGUUGAAGCAACAGGAAUUCUUAGACCCAGAUGCUGGAAGGCAACCUCCCAGGAAAAACAGAGAGCAGGGAAAAGAGUCACUCAUACAGUGCGUGAAGACAUUUUGCUGUCAGCUGGAAGAGCUAAUCCUCUGGCUGUAUAAUGUAGCAGAUGUUACCAACCACUUGACAUCUCCCAAGUCCAAUCUUACAGGUGUCAAGUCUUCUCUGCAGCUCUACCGGCAAUUUAAGAAAGACAUAAAUGAACACCAAUUCCUGACGGAGAGUGUCUUGCAGAAAGGGGAGAUUCUUCUUCAGUGCUUGUUGGAUAAUACUCCAGUGCUAAAGGAUGUCCUUGGGAGAAUAUCAAAGCAGCCCAGUGAGCUGGAGAACCAUGCAGAUCACCUGUAUGACUCUAUCCUAACAUCUCUGGAUGUGCUGGCUGGCUGCACACUCCCUGCCAAUACACCCUUGGCACGCAGAAGCACUGGUGUGAAGGGGUUUACCUUGACUUCAUCUCAGACAGAGAUAUAAUCUGUCUGCCAAAAGCUGGUGGCAACUUUCAGGAGAUUUUUGUAAGAGCCAUUUAAUACUAAAUUAAAGGAGAACUGAACUCUAAUGUAUAAGCUUUAAAAUCCAAACUUUCUCUUCCAUUAAGAGCUCUUCAGUUACUAUUUUAUUUAAAACAAAUUGUUCCAAACUAUGAUUUCCUUUUUGGUGCUUAUCUACAAAGAACAUCUGGCUUUGCAGUUUUGGUAAAAUAACCAGCAAGGUUUAGGGGUCUGUUCUCCACCUUUAGCUAGAAAUAGCAGUUAUUCUGAACUAGUCUCUGUUGAGAUCAUAGAAAAAUGAAAAAGUGGAAUUAAUUGUCUAUUUGGUAUAGGAUUUUGUGGGUAGGUUUGAUGCUAAGAAUGCUCAAAAAUAUUUCCAUAUAAGUAAUGGUAAUCCCAUGUGCCCAGAUUCCAAAAAUAACCUACCAAAUUGUACCAACAGGAGUAGUCUAUUUCAAAUAAUGGGGGGGGGGGGGAGACGAUGAUGACACACGGACAACGGACCUGUGCUUGGUGUUGUCAGGCAAACAAGAGACUAAAUGAAUAGGAACUAUGGUCUUUUUACCCUUAUUGGGUGUUUUGAAAGAAAAGGCUCUCCAAGUUAUUUUGUACUUUGGUAUCCAUCUCCCUGCUUAAGAACCUGUGUCAGGGACUUGGAAAGUGCCACGAAGUUUUAAGUAAAUGGAAGGACUUAAAAAAAAAAAAAAAGUUGUCCUGGUCUAGGCUAGCAGUAUUGCUCACUUGAACAGUGUGCCUAUUUUGCCAAGCUCACGACCCAGGUUUAAUUAAGCCCAGUCCCCACCAUAGUGGAAGAAGUUUCAGUGCUGUGCUGUCUUUACCCAUUUCUCUGAAAAAACUGGCCCAAGGGGAGAGGGAGACACCAGAAACACUUCUCCACUAUACAUGUCUGUGGUGCUCUUAUUUGAUGCCAGAGGUUGAAUCUAGGUCUUCACACCUGAGUCCACACUCCUUGACCCCCAUAUGUUUGCCAUCCCCAUAUAAAUAUUGGUUUCAUCCAAACAUUUUAAAUGAUGGAAUGCUUUGCUAGGAAAUUUUUAACUAUAUAUUCAGUCUAGAAUUAGCUAAGGCAAAUGUCUGAUUUUUACCUGGUUUAAAAUUGAUAUAUUUCACCUCUCCAGCGGUUAUAAAUUGAUACACGCCUUUCAAAUGAGUAUGUUUCAGAUAGCACUUAGAAGUUAAGCAUAUUAUUUAUUUGUGUUUGGUAAGCAUGAAAAUUUUCUGUAGGGAGGAAGAAAUAAAAGGGUCAGCGUUAUAGCAAUUAGAUAUAUUCUGUUCUCAUUCAGCCUAUUAUAAUCGGCUUCAAAUGACGAACCUUCAUAGAUUGAGUUAUUUAAAAAGUAUUUUGUUUCCCCAAGAAAAUACUACUUUACACAUAGAUAUGAUUUAAGAUAUUUUUGUUCAUUUUCUUUGAAGUAAAUUACAGCUGAAGGGUGCUAACUCUGAACUGUGAAUCCUACUGGGAAAUAUCACUACUCUUACUUUUAUCUUAAUGCUUUAAGACACUUAUGAUCCUCCCAUAAAAUCCAGGCUGAAAUUGUGUUCAGCCUAGGAAGAUGCUGCUAACAUUUCCGUGAUCAAGCAUGGCUGGGUUAGAUUCCAGUAGCUUGGGUGGCCAGUGCACUCUGGUAAACAUUAGCCUAAAGGGCAAUAGUGGUUUACAAGGACAGUGGUUAUUAUGAAAUCCCAGGUUACCAGUAGUAAAAUUUCCUAGUAGUUGCUUUAAGUUAGUAGAAUUUAAAUCCACAAGGAAAUGGCAGAUAAAAGAGCUAGAUUGGCAGUUUUGAAACCUGGGUUCUUAUUGUAGUUCCAUGUUUAUUGUGUCAAUCCAGGGCUGUUGUGAAGCUUAAGUAGGAACAUAAGGAAGUCUCUAAGAUACACUGCAACGGUAACGUGUGUGCUAAAGAAAAUUUCAUUUCAGGGUCAAACAGGAAAUUACUUCUAGAACCAGGAAUGGGUAUCAUUCUGUAAGACUUUUCCUAGCGCUUGCAACUAUUCUUAGGUCAUUUCAGUAAUUCACAGCAUUCAUUUAAUUCAUGGCAACCACUUACAUUUGAAAUACAGGAAGUGAAAUAUCCUUUAGUAAGAGGACAGAAUGUUAAGAUCCAUAGUGGUUUAAAAUGUUUGUACUUUUAACUAUCAGGUGGUAUAUGCAUUAAAGCAAAUAGUGAAGCAUGCUUGAAAUAUCUUGUGAUAAAUCCCAGAUUGACUGUCUUGGCUAUUAUAGAGAUAAAAACUAGAAUUUUCAAAACUACAUUUAAAGUAUAUAACCAUGUUUAUUAUGUCUUAAAGUCAUGUUAUGCUUCUUGUUACGUCACUAAGAAUAAGCUGACAAUUUGAACUCGUUAGACUGAAAUGCUUGUAUCAAAAUGUGUAACAUCUGUAUUAAUCAUCUGCUUUAGGAAACAGCUUUUCUCAAUCUUUCCCACUUUAUAUUGUAUUAAUAAGAAGGAAAAAUAGUUUUGAAACAUUAAAAAGAAAUCUUUACCCAAGUACCUACUGGUAAUUUAAGGAAUCUUUUCAGUUGCCUUACAUGAAGAUAAAUAGAUCCAACAAGCACAUCUAUAAUACAAAGUAAACUAUGAUUUUAUUUUGAAAUUUCAUAGAUGGAAAAUUAAAUUGAAUAUUUCCAUUUCAUUUUACAAUAAUCUUACCAUUUAUUUUUGUACCAUGUAUUUCAAUUGCCUAUAUAGUGAAAAUAAAGAGACCUACAAUUUUUGGCUUGUUUUUAGUUUAGAUUGUAUAAUUAAAUUAAAAGAACCCACAAUAAAAUGUGCCACCCUCAGCCACAUCCCAAUCCCCUAAGUAAAGAAUGCUUUGGCUGCUACUUCAACCUCAAGGAAACAAUCUCUAACUUUUAUCACCUUAAAAUUCCAGUGUCAGCAAAGAUAUUUUGCUUCCCACAAUAAAAACAAAUUCUAGGAUCUUUAAGGUUCUACUUAACAAAAUUUUCACAUGUGCAAAAUUUCUCUGAAAUAAAUAUAUUUCUUUCAUUUAUUUCCUACCCAGCAUUUGUGUCUUCAGUUAAUUUUUAGGGGUAUAAUUUCUAAAAUUAGGGCAAAUGAUAUUAUUUUCUGCUUUCUACUUCAAAUGUUUUUAACUCUCCUCCAUCCCAAAUUACAGCACUGAGGAGGAUAAAAUCUGGUAUCUGACUUACAGCAUAGACGAUAGAGUAUUAUUAUGCACAUUAGUCUGGUCAUUUGCCAGUUAGGAAAAGUGUGCUGCUGUAUACCUAUAACACAGGUGAAUUAACAAAAUGUUGAUCAAUGAAGUCAUUUCAAAUGGUUUUAGAGAAGGAUUUGAGAUAAGAGACUAAAGAGCAUAUAUUCUAAACUUGCUUUCCAUAGUUUAAUCUCCCUGAACCAUUCAGCUUGGUUAAAUUCCUACAUAGCUCGGAAGCCUCACUAGGUCAUUUACUGGGUAUAUUAUCUGGAAAGCAUAUUGGAUGCUGCUCUAAGAUAUGUCUAUAAUGCCCUGGUUGCACACACAAUUGCCUUUUUUUGAAUAUAAUGCAAGGCUCUAUUUCCCUUUAACCAUGAGAAUUAAAACAAUACUUAUCACCAUACAAUUUGAUAUUACUUCCAAUAAGUACAAUAUUUAUUAAACAUAUCUUCAGUUGUUUUGUUACAUAGUGUGCAACAAAUUACAGUAUUCUGCAGCCACAAAUUAUAUGCAGAGUAUGAAGAAACUAUUAAUCAGAUAGUGUAAUCUUUCCAUUUAUAACUCUACAAGAACUAGCAAAUCAGAUCUUACAUAUAACAUCUCACUAAACUUUAUGCAUGGAAAGUGACAGACACUGGUUGUGCUGUUUGAUACAAAAUGGCUGAACUUCAUCUUCAGAAGACUAAACCUGACAUCUAAACAUGCCAAUAUAAACAUCAAAACAAAAUAUAUUCUAACCAACCACGGGAAACAGUCUGGUAUUGGGAAAGCAACAAAGAUUACACACAUUAUUUUAUAAACCAGCACACAAAGGUUUAAAACAGUUCUGAAAAUGAAGUUAGCUGUCUUGAGUCAAGG